This is a messenger RNA of Ostreobium quekettii, 444 nucleotides long. The record is from the annotation of a GenBank genome assembly. NCBI's taxonomy places the organism in Eukaryota, Viridiplantae, Chlorophyta, Ulvophyceae, Bryopsidales, Ostreobiaceae.
AUGAACCUGCAAGGCCAAGAUUGGGACACGGUUGUGAUCCGCAAGAAGACGCCCAAGGGCGCGGAGGCCAAGUCCUCCGCGGCCAUCAACCAGGCCCGUCGGACAGGAGGUCCAAUCGACACUGUCAAGAAAUACAAUGCAGGGACCAACAAAGGCACGGGUUCUGGGGCGGGGAAGGAUGCUCGCAAGCUGGACGAGGAGUCAGAAGAGCUGCAUCAUGAUCGUGUGAAUUUGGAGCUGAAGAAAAAGAUUCAACAAGCACGGAUGGCGAAGAAGAUGACCCAGUCCCAGCUGGCACAGGCCAUAAACGAAAAGCCCAACGUCAUCCAGGAGUAUGAAAGUGGGAGGGCCAUCCCCAAUCCACAGGUCUUGUCGAAACUGUCUCGCAUCUUGGGCGUGCCACUCAGCAACAAGCAGAGAGUGGCGAAAAGAUCAGCCAAGUAG